Molecule: messenger RNA, 1587 nt
Organism: Anopheles stephensi (Asian malaria mosquito)
Lineage: Eukaryota; Metazoa; Arthropoda; Insecta; Diptera; Culicidae
Product: ferritin subunit-like
Exons: 4
Coding region: 621-1268 (215 amino acids)
Biological process (GO): intracellular iron ion homeostasis; iron ion transport
Cellular component (GO): cytoplasm
Molecular function (GO): ferrous iron binding; ferric iron binding
Source: RefSeq, a predicted model, not a curated record
UGUUCACGUUCGGCUGCGAGUGUAGUAGUGUCGAGGGACACUCAUCAACACCGCCACUAUCCCCAUGAGCUGAUGGCGACUGAACGCAAUGGGGUGUACUCUGAUUACGAAGCAUCAAGAUCAAUAUCGAUGACUACGUGAAAAGGGACAAGUUUUCACUUUGAUCUAGAUCGCAUUACAUUUACCAGGCAAAUAGAGAUCGUCAGGCGUUGAUCCCAUUUGUCGAUUAAGCGGUACGUGCGCAAAACCAUCGUCAACCAUCGCAAACCAUCGGAAAACCAUUUUGUGUGCUACACGGUUGUGGUGGUGUGCGUGAGAGCCGUGUGGUUCGAUGCAUUGCAUAAAAUGACCCGAGUGCUCGUUUCGUGAGAACAAUACGUAGCAAGCCGUGAGCGAGUGAAGUACGUACCGUUUGUCAUUUCAACAUCCACCAUACAGCUUCCGGAAAGGAACGUUUGACGCAAAUUCUGAAGUCCGCGGUAAAGCUGUCGUCCUUCUGUGCCAGUGCGUAUAAAGGCCUGACAACUUACGUCGUGCAGGCUAAACGUGUUUACACGCUAAACGAGUCCAUACUCCAUUCCCUUUUCUACUGUGUCAUCCGUGUGAGCCGUCACUAGGAAAUGAUGAAAUCGAUCUUCUUUGGAAUCGUUGCCCUGAUGUUUGCGGCUGUUGUCAUGCAGCAGGAGCAGGCAUCGGCACAAGUUACCGACACGGAUCUUCCCUCAAGCACCGACGAAUGGAACUACAUGAACCGUAGCUGCUCCGCCAAGCUGCAAGAUCAGAUCAACAAAGAGUUCGAUGCGGCGCUCUUCUACAUGCAGUACGCCGCCUACUUCGCCCAGUACAAGGUGAAUCUGCCCGGGUUCGAAAAGUUCUUCUUCAGCGCUGCCUCAGAGGAGCGCGAACAUGGCAUGAAGCUGAUCGAGUAUGCGCUGAUGCGCGGACAAAAGCCCAUUGACCGCAACACCUUCUCGCUGCACUUCGGCAAUCAAGUACAACCGGAACCGGAGCAGGGUUCGGUGGCACUGGCCGCACUGAAGGCUGCCCUCGCCAAAGAACAGGAGGUGACGAAGAGCAUCCGCGAGCUAAUUAAGGUGUGCGAGGAAGACCACAACGAUUACCAUCUGGUCGACUACCUGACGGGCGAGUUCCUGGAAGAGCAGCACCAGGGCCAGCGCGAUCUGGCUGGCAAGAUUACCAUGCUGAGCAAACUGUUGCGAACGAACCCCAAGCUGGGCGAGUUUAUGUUCGACAAGCAGAACAUGUAAAGCAGCAUCAAUGCAACAGCAAAAAACCAAUCCAUCUCCCUGUAGGAGCGCAUCGUGCUUGAAACCCCGUUGAGGAUGGGCUUAAGAGGGGGUUGAAAUUCAAUAAAAUUCCUGAUAAGAUUCAAUCCGUCUGUUGCUAGCGCAGCGUUUGUGGUACUUGAGUGGGCCCGGGUUGGAAAUAUCGCGUUGCGUUGUUUGUAUUGUGAUAAACCUUUUGUUUAAACCGCAGGUUCUUAUUCCCCACCAUCACAGACAUAAAAGGAAUAGGAAUGCAAUGGCACUCAUUUAACAAAGGAGAAAUAAAUCGUUUAGAAAUGUG